[Candida] anglica is the source of this 2242-nucleotide messenger RNA. NCBI's taxonomy places the organism in Eukaryota, Fungi, Ascomycota, Pichiomycetes, Serinales, Debaryomycetaceae. The record is from the annotation of a GenBank genome assembly.
AUCUUUUUCAUCUGAUCUAUAAUUUGAAGUAUUUUUUCCCCACUUGAUGGGCUCUAUUAAAACGUACUUAUUUUGAAUUUCCUUUUCUAUACAUUCAACUAUUCACUAAUCACAAGAAAUUUUUUUUGGAAGAGAAAAUAAAAAUAAAAUAAAAAUUUUAGAAAAAAAAAAAAAAAGAAGUGGUAGACGUGGAGAAACUCUCAAUCAAAAGAAUUUUUGAAUAGAGAAUACCUACCUAAUAUUGAGAGGUAACGUGUUCACAAAUCCAGAACUGUUAUACAAGCAAUGCUGCGAGCUUCCAAUCUUUAUGUGAAGGCUCGGAUCUUCAGGCGACGCCAUAAAUUAUUGCUCACCGCGUCCUUGAUAGUAACCAUAGUUUUGGUACUAAUUGGAUGCACAAAGGGUCAAUUGAGUGAAGAAUUGACAAGUGGAAUAGAGUCUACUAUCAAUAACCCUGAUCUGGCCUCUUCCUCGGCAUCGUCAUCAUUCUUAGCAGGUCUCUUGGGAACGAUAUUCAUGGCCUUUCAGAAAAAGAAAACCAUCCCAUUUGCAGAAACUGGAGCAGCUCAACAAAAUGAAUUUCAAAGUAUUAUUAAGGCAACUUCAUCCAGUCCAUUAAGAAGUAUGUCAGAUGAAACAAAAUUAAAACUUAUUAUAGAAUCUCAUAAAAGAAUAGAUCCUGAUAAUAAGAAUCUUAAAAAAGGACACAAAUUUUAUGAACAAGUGUUUGAUGUAUUAACCAAGGCAAAACCUAAAAUGGAGAAACCUUUGGAUAAAUAUCUUACUAGAAAUAGAAUUUAUCAUGCACGUUAUCAAUAUUCUCCUGAAGAUGAAGAUAAUGAAGUUGUAUUUUCAGAAAAAUAUUUAUCACAAUUUUUACAAUUGGAUGAUGAAGAAUUAAAAAUAAUGACUGAUUCACAUAAAUAUGUUGUUGAUAAUUUAAAAAAUGAAGCACCUGAUGGUCUUUAUAAAGGGAAUGGGAUUGUUUUCGUUGGUGGAGGGAAAUUCAAUUGGUUAACAUUAUUAUCAAUUAAAUCAAUCAGAGCCAUUGGAUCUGAACUUCCUAUUGAAGUAUUAAUUCCUGAAAUGGAUGAAUAUGAACCAGAUUUAUGUGCUAGAGUCUUCCCAGCAUUGAAGGCAAGAUGUAUUUACUUGCCACAUGUGUUGAGUGAUGGAUAUUCGCCAAUUGCAGAUAUAAAAUUUUAUGGAUAUCAAUAUAAAGCACUUGCUAUAAUGUUACUGAGUUUUGAAAAUAUUCUCUUGUUAGAUAGUGAUAAUAUCCCAGUAUAUCCACCGGAUUAUCUUUUCGAUCUGGAGCCAUUUGUUUCCAGAGGACUUAUAGUAUGGCCAGAUUUCUGGAAAAGAGCCACAUCACCAGAUUAUUAUAGAAUUGCAGGAAUCAAGGUUGAUGAUAAACAAUUAUUACCCAAAUAUAAUGAAAAAACAGGUCAAUAUGAACAGAUUGAACAAGAUAAACAACUGAAAUUGAAUUUAAAUGAAACUCCAUUACAUCAAAGAAUUGGAGGUAUACCAGAUCCAACGUCUGAAUCAGGACAAUUGAUGAUUUCUAAAAAGACCCAUAUGAAGGCUUUAUUACUUGCCCUUUAUUAUAAUAUGUAUGGUCCCAAUCAUUAUUAUCCAUUAUUUUCUCAAGGAUCUGAUGGAGAAGGUGAUAAGGAAACGUUUUUAGCUGCUACAGUGGCAUUGAAAAGACCAUUUUAUCAAGUAUCCAAAUUUCUUAAUGCAUUUGGAUAUUUCAAUACUAAAUCUGAAUUCAUUGGUACUGGGAUGGGACAAUAUGAUCCAGCAGAAGAUUAUACUGUGAAUAUGAAAAGAAACAAUUUAAAGGGGAAAUCAGAAGUUGAAAUAUCCAAAAUUUUGGAAAAGGAUUCAUUACUUCUGAAGGGACCUAGAAUUUUAUUUGUACAUGCCAAUUUCCCUAAAUUAAACCCUUGGUUAUUGAAGAAAGAGAGGAAGAUCAUCAAUGAAGAUGAUGAAAGAUUAAGACUUUAUGGUACGGGGAUGAAAUUGCGUACUGGCUACGAUUUUGAAACUGUACAAUGGUCAAACAUGAAGUUUCUUUUAUGUGAACUUAAAAUAGAUUUAAAGGCAUAUCAAGAGGUUGAUAGAGAUGAGCUUUGUGCAGAGAUUAAUGACCAUCUCAAGUUUUUAAAGUCUACCAUUGAUACAUUAGAAUGAUAUAGAUACUAGUAAAUAGAUCAAGAAUAAUAACAAGAAAUAG